This is a messenger RNA of Chlamydomonas reinhardtii, 3666 nucleotides long. RefSeq lists its product as uncharacterized. Gene Ontology annotation, molecular function: protein binding. The record is from RefSeq and is a predicted model, not a curated record. NCBI's taxonomy places the organism in Eukaryota, Viridiplantae, Chlorophyta, Chlorophyceae, Chlamydomonadales, Chlamydomonadaceae. The transcript is spliced from 22 exons. The coding region runs from base 898 to 3306 and encodes 802 amino acids.
AUGACUGCGGACAGUGUGUGACCUUGUGUGCAGGCGUUCCUUGCGAUGCAACCUGUUCGGGACCAGGUUCCGGACUCGCCUCGCCCUUCAUCUGCUCUCCCAUGGUCGUCUUUCUGGGCGUCGUAGGAAGCAGAGUUCUGAUAGCUUCCCGCGUGGUUUACAUGGCCUUGUGUAUCCCUGGUCGGUCCGCAACGUCGCACUAACCGCCGAAAGAGAGCGCAAAUCUCACAGCGCUUCCUCACCUUGAACCCUUGCCUGAUCUCAUCCACUGCCUAACUAAGUGCGCUUAUGUAGCGCCUGUGAGUCAGCGGCCUCAAGACUGUCGGGCCUGCCCAUCAAAGCAAGCUUGCAGGCUGGGCCGCCUCGCCACCAACAUCUGAAACCUCAUACUAUUAAGAAUAUCUGCCGAAUACUUUAUUUCUAGCCAAGUAGCACAUGUGACACCCACUCCACUGAAAGCGCGGCAGACUUUCGGCUGCUCGAGAUACUUUUCCGACCCUCCCAGCCCUCUUUGAUUUUCCAUUUUUAUGUACGCUAAUGCUAAGGAAUCCGUGAACUAAAGAGCAAUAGGCGUGCGCACCGCUGGGACUGACGUCUUUGCUGAAUGGACUUCUCACAGCCAUUUUCUAGGCGGCGACACAGCUUUAGUUCCUCCGAAGACCUUGGCAUACUAGCUCAGGUGUCGCAGCGUAGCAGCCGCAUACGAGGAUACGCACGUGAAGCCUGACGGAGGAAGCGCGGGAGCUUCGCUGAGUCGGGGCGCCCGUCGCCCGAUCACCUGACAUCAGCGGUCCCUUACGCGCGGCCUCCGGGCUGAGGAUGAGCCGGCCGGGCACGUGACAAGCCGGCGCGCGCACGACGAGGCGGAUGCGGACGCUGUCGCUGUCGGGAAUCGUGAUGGCGGGUCAGAGGGCAGUGCGGGGCCCUUCGCUGGAGCCUUCACCUGCUGCUGGCAAGACCAGGAGGCAGAAGGUGGCGGCGGCGGCGUUGGACUGCUGGGGUGCAGCAGGCUUGGAACCGGGCACGCAGGAGGAGGACGGGCGCCCGUCCUCCUCCUCCUCCUCCAGCGGCCCCGCGCUGCCUGCUACCUCCACCACACUACCCACCCCCUGCGUGCCCGGUACCCCGCCGGGGGUCGUCGCCGCCGCCGCCGUGCCCUGCCGGAUGGUGGCACCCGUCGCCACUGCCGCUGCCGGCGGCGCGCUGGCGCCCAAGCUCGUGCCCUUCAUGCCUCCGCCGCCGCCCAUCGCGCCAGUGCACCAGCACCAGCACCGCCAGCACCAGGACCAGCACCAGCAGGCGGGGCCGCGGUACGUGGCGCGGCCGGCGGUGCAACCGAUGAUGGGGCCGCCUGUGGUUCAGGCUACCGCUGGCGCCGCGGCCGUGGCGGCGCCGCGGCUGCUCGUGGGGGCUCCGGUUAAGCUCCUGAUGGCGCCUCAGCUGCUUCAGCAGCAGCAGCACAUCCAGCUGUGGGAGCGCGUCAAGAAGGUGGGCAUGGCCCCGGGCGCCCGCGCCUCCUUCGCACUGUCAGCGCACGCGCACCCCAAGGCGGGGCCGCGCGCCUUUGUGUUCGGUGGCGUGUCGGACAAUGAGGCCAAGGGCGGCGAGGACUUGUCGUCCGAGUUUCACAUCGACCUGUACAAAUUUAACUUUGAGCGCCGCCGCUGGUUCGCCGCUGAGCUGCGGCCGCCUGCGGACGCCAAGGGCAAGAAGGCUGGAAUAGCGGAUGCGGAGGCGGGGAAGACGCGGCCGCAGCUGCUGCUGCCGACGGCGGGCAAGCUGGCGGCCAUGACCUCAGACAAGAACAGCGCCCUGUACCGUGCGGCGGUCAAGAUCCAGGCCAGCUACCGCGGCUACAAGGUUCGCAAGGCCUACAUCGCCACCCGCAUUGGCGGUGUGGUGUCUGAGCUGCUGUACAGCCCCGCCACCUUCGGCCUGGACCUGUCCAGCCUCAACAUGCCCAAGCCCAGGGCGCGCAUCGGGGCGCUGAUGGCGGUGGUGGACCUGCCGGCCGUCGUGCACUGUCUUCUGGACGGCGGCGGCAGUGGCGAGGGGCGGCAGCGGCCCUCCAUGCGGCGGGCUCCUGAUGAGCCAGCAGUCGUAGCAGCAACAGCGACGGUGGUGGCGGCGGCGGCGUUGGACUGCUGGGGUGCAGCAGGCUUGGAACCGGGCACGCAGGAGGCACCUUUGGGCCGCGGCGCCGUUGCUGUGUGCGACCUGGUGCGCGACCUGUACAGCACCUUCCGCAACUUCAGGUCGCGCAUGCACGACUUCCUCAGGUUCCGCCAGGACCUGUCGGCCGUCGUGCACUGUCUUCUCGACUGCGGCGGCAGCGGCGAGUUGGAUGUGCGGCUGCUGCUGAAGCAGCUGAGGUGUUAUCAGGGGCUUGACCGGAGCCCCCACGGCGCCGCGGCUGCUCGUGGGGGCUUCGGUCAAGCUCCUGAUGGCGCCUCAGCUGCUUCAGCAGCAGCAGCACAACAUCCAGCUGGUCAUGUUGAGUGGGAGCGCGUCAAAAAGGUGGGCAUGGCCCCGGGCGCCCGCGCCUCCUUCGCACUGUCAGCGCACGCGCACCCCAAGGCGGGGCCGCGCGCCUUUGUGUUCGGUGGCGUGUCGGACAAUGAGGUCAAGGGCGGCGAGGACUUGUCGUCCGAGUUCCACAACGACCUGUACACAAUUAACUUUGGGCGCCGCCGCUGGUUCGCCGCGGAGCUGCGGCCGCCUGCGGACGCAAAGGGCAAGAAGGCUGGAAUAGCGGAUGCGGAGGCGGGGAAGACGCGGCCGCAGCUGCUGCUGCCGACGGCGGGCAAGCUGGGGGCCAUGACCUCAGACAAGAACAGCGCCCUGUACCGUGCGGCGGUCAAGAUCCAGGCCAGCUACCGCGGCUACAAGGUUCGCAUGGCCUACAUCGCCACCCGCAUUGGCGGUGUGGUGUCUGAGCUGCUGUACAGCCCCGCCACCUUCGGCCUGGACCUGUCCAGCCUCAACAUGCCCAAGCCCAGGGCGCGCAUCGGGGCGCUGAUGGCGGUGGUGGCUAAUGCGCUGUGGCUGCUGUGCGACAUCGUGGAGAUCGGCUCCAAGGAGGUCACGCUGGACGACAUGUGGUGCCUGGACGCAUUGGAGCUGGACGGCUGGCAGCUGAUCCGUGAGAACACGGUGGGCGAGGAGCCGCUGCAGAGGGCGGCGGAGGACAGCGAGUCGGAGUGGGAGGAGGUCAGCGGGGACGAGGACGGCAGCGAUGACAGCGACGACAGCGCGGAGGAGCGCGAGAAGGCCAAGAUGAAGUCGGGGCGAGCAAGAAGUAGUUGAGGUGGUUGGUGUGGUGGAUGUGGGUAUGGAGGAGAGCAAAGCUGUUUGGUGCAGGCGCAGGAACGACCGAACUGGCAGGACUGGUAUAUCCGUAUAUGGCAGGACUGUGGGCGCAGGUGCAGGUCCAUGUGGUGAGGCGGAUGGUGCAGGCGUGUGGGCUCGGAGCCACGGCUCCACCGGCUUUCCAGUGGUGACGGUUUGGUUGCCGCAUUGCCCAGGAAGCGCUGGUAGCUGCGAAAUGAGGGAGCGAUUCCACCUGGUCGAACAUUGGGCGUGGGCACAGAGGCCCACCAUGCGGUCCACUCCCGCACCUGCACUCAAAUCAGCAUAGACGUCACCAUCCUGUAAACGGAUUGCGCC